Molecule: messenger RNA, 955 nt
Organism: Ziziphus jujuba (common jujube)
Lineage: Eukaryota; Viridiplantae; Streptophyta; Magnoliopsida; Rosales; Rhamnaceae
Product: germin-like protein subfamily 3 member 4
Exons: 1
Coding region: 9-731 (240 amino acids)
Cellular component (GO): cell wall
Molecular function (GO): manganese ion binding
Source: RefSeq, a predicted model, not a curated record
AUAUAUACAUGUAUAAGUGUGACAUUCAUAAGUGGACUACCCCAAGACUCAGAGAGCAAUUCAAGAUGAAUUCAUCACCACCCUUCUGCAUUUUCUUCUUGCUUGUCAACCUCGCUUGCAUGAAAAUCUGCUUGGCAGACCCUGAUAAUCUGCAGGACCUAUGCCCUACAUCACCCGAAAAACAAACCAUCUUCAUCAAUGGAUUCCCCUGCAAGGAUCCAGCCACAGUCAAUGCUUCUGAUUUCAAGAAUUCGAAAAUGGGUGAACAAGGUGAUACAGACAAGUUCUUCGGCUCCUCGGUGAAUAUUGUCACUGCUGCAGAAUUUCUAGGACUGAACACACUUAGUCUCUCAGUUGCUAGAACAGACUUAGCUGUGGAUGGCCUGGUAGCCCCUCAUUCCCACCCAAGAGCUUCAGAAAUAUUUUUCCUAAGCAAAGGUAGAGUGUUUGUUGGAUUCAUUGAUACCAACAACCAGCUGUUCCAAAAGGUUCUUUCGCCUGGAGAUGUGUUUGUGUUCCCCCGAGGUCUUCUCCAUUUCAGCUUGAAUAAUGGUUUCGAUCUCGCUACUGGCUUCUCGGUGUUCAAUAGUCAGAAUCCAGGAAAGGUGAGCAUCAAUGGUGCCAUGUUCCAACCUAAUAUUGAAAUGAUAGAUAAGCUGAAGAAGACCAUUAUCUCUCUUUCCAAAAUAGAGGCUAAUCGCUUUAAAAAUUUGACUUUGCCCUGGUUUUAAGUGCUCUAAAGUAAGCAUUUGGUUUGUGUUUAGGGGUAUAUAUCUAAAUGAAUUCAACUAGGUUUAUCGGAGUCUGAAUUCUACGAUAAGUAUUAUACUUGUUUGAUUUAUAUAUUUUACAUAUAUAAAGUAACUGAAAGGCUUUGUAGCCGCUUUUGUGGCAUAAAUAAUAUUCUAUUUUCGCCAUACAUAAUAGUUUGCAGUAUGCAUUUUGACUUUUGAGA